Girardinichthys multiradiatus is the source of this 1619-nucleotide messenger RNA. RefSeq names its product SH2 domain-containing protein 6. Bases 267 to 1214 code for a protein of 315 amino acids. The record is from RefSeq and is a predicted model, not a curated record. The transcript has 19 exons. Gene Ontology annotation, biological process: intracellular signal transduction; cell surface receptor protein tyrosine kinase signaling pathway. NCBI's taxonomy places the organism in Eukaryota, Metazoa, Chordata, Actinopteri, Cyprinodontiformes, Goodeidae.
UGCAAAUAGAGCCUGAGAGAGCUGCUGCUCGUUUUCAUGAUAUCUCAUGCUUUUGGUAUUUGAAACUAUUUGCAUCCAAGGGAUUGAAACAAAGACGUUUCUUCAUGACUUGAGCUCUAAACUCAAGUCCACAUCAUAACUAUGGUAAAGUAAAGAGCUUCCUCGGAAAACUGAAGAACCGCGGACCACCAGCUCCUCCGAGAAGGACAGAGAACAACGCAGCGUUUGAAUGGCCACAGGAUGAAUUUGAUGAUGAGGAGGGGGACAUGUAUGAAGUUCCUCCCUGUGAGCGUCAGCCUGUUAAAGUCCCACAGACACAAGUGCAGGAAAACAUUUACUUGGAGAGGACAUCUAAACCUGAAGUUCACCCCCCACCUAGACCAUCCAAACUCCUGACACCACAAAACACCGUAAAACCUCCUGAAGUAGACAGAAAUGAGAAGCCUGGAAGGAGAAAGGUGCCUGAUCCUCCAGCUCGCCAUGUUCCCGCUUCGGUUCCUGUACCCGAAGAAGAUGUUUAUCUGGAUCCAAAUCUGGAACAAGAAGACAAUGAUGACGUGUAUUUGGAGCCAGAAGCAUCCUGCCCUCCUGCCCCAACCAGAGGGCUUCCAUCACCAAAGCCUCCUCCUCCAAAACCCAUGGUGAAACCACCAGUUCCAAGAGCUGUGACUCAACCAUCGUUUUCUGCUAUUCAUGAGAUAAAGACAACUGAAGACAGACGUGCCAGCUUUCCCGGUCAAAUAAUGCUGCGAACCUAUGCUUCAAAUCCUCCGGACCCGAAGGAACCUAAACCCAUGCCUUCUAUUCCUCCAAUGGGAAGCUACAAACCUGGAGGUGGCAGUGGGAUGACUAAACUCUCUGGGAAUGAGGACAAAGAAUGGUUUGCUGGAGACUGCAGCAGACAGACAGCUGAGAGUCUCUUAAAGAGAGUCAAAAAGGAUGGCGCCUUCCUCAUUCGAUACAGCUCAGAUAAACGCUCCCACCAGCCCUACACCCUCGCUGUCCUCUACCAACAGAAAGUGUACAACAUCCCCAUUCGUUUUGUUGAAGAAUCACAAGGAUAUGCCCUCGGAAAGGAGGGCAAGACGAACGAAGAGGUGUUCAGCAGUCUUGAUGAGAUGAUUUCCUACCACAAGAAUAACCAAAUACUUCUGAUUGACAGCAAAAGCCAGGCCAAGCAUACAGCAAACCUAACACAACCUGUGCGACUUUAAAACUACACUAAUUAUGUUGUCUUUGGUUGUGAGAUAAAAGGCAAAAACUGAAAAUGUAAUUUUAUUUUUUAAAAAAAGCUUCUGUGAUUGUAAAAGAAAAGAUGUUGUUAUAUUCAUUAUGAUUCAAUGAGAAAAAUUUUACUUGGAUGGAAAAAAAAGUUUUUUUUUCUGUUAUUUCACUAUGACCUAUGCAGAUAAAAACUGUAAGUUUAAUUUUUAUGAAACAUCCAGCCUCCACAGAGUAACUCUUAAAGCCACAAUCACCCACAUUGCCAUUAUUCCCCUUCUGUUCAUUUACAUACAUUUGUUUGCCAGACUGCAUAAAACAUCAGUACAAAUCUUUUUCAGUCAUCAUCUCCCCAUCAGUUCACUUUGAGAUUUUAAUUAAAAAUGUUUUCAAACUUU